Photinus pyralis (common eastern firefly) is the source of this 1133-nucleotide messenger RNA. RefSeq names its product dnaJ homolog subfamily C member 8. Bases 102 to 848 code for a protein of 248 amino acids. Lineage: Eukaryota; Metazoa; Arthropoda; Insecta; Coleoptera; Lampyridae. Gene Ontology annotation, cellular component: nucleus. The transcript has 4 exons. The record is from RefSeq and is a predicted model, not a curated record.
GCAAAAUUAUACAACUGCUGUCAAACAUCAAACAUUUAAUACUAAAAAUAUGUAAACACAUUCAGACAAAUUUAUUAUUAAAUAAAGAAAAAUUUAAGCAAAUGGCUCGCAAUAAUGCGCCUAUUACAAAAGAGGUUGAAUUUAACGAGUUUUAUACCGAGGUGAAAGAAAUAGAGAAAAGAGAUUCUGUAUUGACUCCCAAACAACAAAUUGAACGAUUACUCAGACCAGGCUCCACAUACUUUAAUUUAAAUCCCUUCGAAGUGUUGAAUGUUGAUCCAGAUACGCCGCUGGAGGAUAUUAAAAAGAGCUACAGAAGACUCUCGAUUUUGGUGCAUCCUGACAAGAAUCAAGACGAUGCUGAACGUUCACAACAGGCAUUUGAAGUAGUGAGUCGGGCGUGGAAAACUUUAGAGAGCGAAGACUCCAGACAGAAGUGCAUGGACAUAAUUGAAGAAGCCAAAGGCCGUACAGAUUUAAUGCUUGUAGAGAAACGAAAGAAAGCUAGAAAGGAAGGCAAGGACAGCGUACCCGAAGAUGAUCCCGAGAAAUAUAAACAUGCUGUUUAUGUUCUCACCAUGAAACUUUUUGCAGAUAUGGAACGCAAACGACGCGACCUAGCUGCUAAAGAUCAAGAGGAGAGGAAACGUAAACGUGAACAAGAAAUCGAGGAUGAAGAGAACCAAAAAGCGCAAAAGGAAUGGCAGAAAAACUUCGAAGAGUCACGCCAAAAUCGUGUUGAUAGCUGGUUAACCUUUCAAGCUGGAGGUUCAUCAAAAUCAAAAGGGAAAGCACCAAAAAAAUUGAAAUCUUUUAAGCCUCCAAAACCGAAACCGGAAAGUAGAUGAAUUAGUCCAUUAAGUAGAUUUAAAGUCACAAUAUUGUAAUUAUUUUUCAUUUUCUUGCUUUGUUUUUUUUUGUUUUGUAAACAAUUCGAGAAAAGUAAGUUAAGUGGUAUUUAAUUUAUAAAUGUUAUAUUUGCUGUGAACAACCCCAAAAAUUUUCCAGUGCGGUUUGCAAUUUAAAAAUUGUAUUUUUACAUCUGUUUUAUGUACCUCAUUUUCAUCUACAUUUAAUGAACGACUUUUAUACAUUCUUCGCUAAGUUGAAAAUCAAUUAUAUGAGAAAAAGUU